Molecule: messenger RNA, 1440 nt
Organism: Dothidotthia symphoricarpi CBS 119687
Lineage: Eukaryota; Fungi; Ascomycota; Dothideomycetes; Pleosporales; Dothidotthiaceae
Product: UPF0261-domain-containing protein
Exons: 1
Coding region: 293-1360 (355 amino acids)
Source: RefSeq, a predicted model, not a curated record
CCAAAACCGUCAAUAAUCUCUUAUCGAAACUGUUAUAGCUUGGUCUAUACCUACAGAUAUGUCCACGUCAAAGCCCCGUGUAAUCCUUCUCGGCACAUGCGAUACGAAACUUGAAGAACUGCUCUUGCUUCGAAGCGGGAUCCAACAAAACAAUGUCGACGUCACGCUCGUGGACGUCGGGCGCGAAUGUAUCGAACACGAUGACAUUGAAUUCACCUCGAAACGUCUCCUCGAAGAGUAUGGCGACAGCAAAGACACCGGAAAGCUAGCUCGUAGCGAGUUCAUCACGACGAUGGCAUCUUGCGCAACAAAGGCAGUCAAGUCGUUGUUUGAGGAGAAGUCUAUUCACGCCAUCAUUGCAGCAGGCGGCUCUGGAGGAACGUCGCUCGCUGCAGAGGUCAUGAGAAAUGCUCUCCCGAUUGGGUUUCCUAAAAUGAUCGUUUCGACAGUCGCAAGCGGCGACACUGGCCCUAUUGUGCAAGAAACGGACAUAACGCUCAUGCACUCUGUCGUCGACAUCGCUGGGUCUAACCAAGUCCUGCGAGACGUGUUGGGCAACGCAGGAGCCGCGAUCGCGGGAAUGGCUCAUUCAUACCUCUCCAGAAAAAAUGGCACAAUGCCGACCGCAUAUGGAAUGGAACGUGUAGGCAUCACGAUGUUCGGCGUCACCACGCCGGCUGUCAAGACAAUACAAACAUAUCUUGAAACCAACUAUGAUGUCGAAACCUACGUUUUCCACGCCACUGGCCAUGGUGGAAAAGCUAUGGAGCGCCUUGUGCGAGAAGGGCAGCUUGAUUCUAUCCUCGACCUCACCACAACAGAAGUCUGUGAUGAGCUCACAGGCGGCGUAAUGAGCGCGGGGCCGCAUCGUCUCGAAGCAGCUGCGCAAGCUGGGAUCCCGAACAUCAUCUGCCUGGGUGCCACGGAUAUGACAAACUUUGGCCCGAAGCACUCAGUACCAGAGAGGUUCAAGAAGAGGAAGUUGUAUGAGCACAACUCAGUUGUAACAUUGAUGCGGACUAGCAAAGAGGAGGCGCGCCAAGUUGGCGAGUUUAUCGUCGAGAAACUGAAGACACACGCCAAGUACCCCGACAUGAUACAGGUCUGGUUGCCUAAAGGUGGCCUAAGUGAGAUUGCGAAUCCUGGAGGGCCUUUUGCGGAUGCCGAGGCUGAUACAGUGCUUUUUCAGACCAUCAAAGAAGGGCUUUCGGGAAGCGGCAUAGAAGUUGUGGAAGAUGAGCGUGCUGUUAAUGACGACGGGUUUGCGGUUGACAUCGCAAAGGCGCUUGCGCAGAAGAUGAAUAUCAGUUCAAAGGCAGAGAUGGCGGCAGAGGCGGAGUCGGAGGUGGAGUCGGAGUAAGUAGGCAGGAGCGGCAAGAACAUGGUGUAGAGAAAACAAAACGAUGACCCGAGAAGGAUUGUGCAUAAACUUGACCCUGG